GCGAGAUCAAAAUUCUAAUUUCUCAACAGCAAAGCGGAUAAAGCGAUUAAUAAAGGAGAGUAUUACUCCGACUUGUUUUCCUUUCGGAACGGGAAAAAUUUUCCUGCAACAAAUAGUUUAGCUUCUUUUUCUCUUAAAAUACCGGAGAAAAGGCGUGUAAGGCAUCUCCUUUCCUGUUCCCAUCAACUCACGCGCUUUCAAUUCUGCAUAAAUUCCUAGCGGAAGGUUUGGCUCUUUGUUCACUGUGUUCCUUCCCUCUGCAGAUAUGAGUGACCCUAAGUCUGCUUAUCCUUACCCUGCUCAACCUUACCCUGCUCAACCUUAUCCUGCUCAAGGGUAUUAUCAAGGACCCCCGGUAAUGGCACCUCCACAGUACGCAGCCCCACCACCCCGGCGAGAGCCGGGUUUCCUUGAAGGAUGUCUCGCGGCUUUGUGUUGCUGUUUCCUCAUUGACGAGUGUUGCUGUGACCCUUCAAUCGUCUUUGCCUGCUAGCUAUUAGU
Molecule: messenger RNA, 501 nt
Organism: Rubroshorea leprosula
Lineage: Eukaryota; Viridiplantae; Streptophyta; Magnoliopsida; Malvales; Dipterocarpaceae
Source: the annotation of a GenBank genome assembly